Molecule: messenger RNA, 3702 nt
Organism: Coregonus clupeaformis (lake whitefish)
Lineage: Eukaryota; Metazoa; Chordata; Actinopteri; Salmoniformes; Salmonidae
Gene: dmgdh
Product: dimethylglycine dehydrogenase
Exons: 17
Coding region: 420-3032 (870 amino acids)
Cellular component (GO): mitochondrion
Molecular function (GO): protein binding; oxidoreductase activity
Source: RefSeq, a predicted model, not a curated record
AUCUGGGAAGAGGCAGGAACCUGGGAAGAAGGAACCAGGCUCUGAGGAGUGGCCAGUCCCGUGGAGUGCCGGGUGGAGAUUAUAAGAGUACUUGGCCAUUAAGGCCAGAUUGAUCUUCAAGAUAGUCAUUAAGGCCAGAUCCUAGAGCUCCAACUUCUCCGACCUGAGGAUCACUGAUGUCACGAUUUUUCCCAGUCUGAGCUCGUUUUUUUCCGAGUUCCCAAUUGUUUUGAACGCACCAAGUUUCACUGUGCCUAAAUUGACUGGGGCUCUGCGCGGACGAAGGCGUGUCCAGCUAACUGUUUAUGCAAAAUUGUGCUUUGGUAUAGUAGGCCUGCAGUAAAUUGCGGUGGGGGAUUAGCCAGAGGUGGUUCUGGUAUGGUUUGAGGUUUUUAAUAUAUAUUUUAAUUAGUUAAAUCAUGUCUAGGAUUUUUUACGCAAUUAAUACUCACCUCCGGAGAGAUUUAGCCGCAUAUCGUGUUAUUGCGCGUCUUCCACUGCGUACCAUAAGCUACACUUCGCAGAAAAAUGUGGAAAAUGGGGACACCUCUAUGGUCCUGGGGAAGAGGUGGAAGGACACAGCUGAGACAGUGAUCAUCGGAGGGGGCUGUGUUGGAGUUAGUCUGGCCUAUCACCUGGCCAAGGCUGGACAGAAGGACGUCGUCCUGCUGGAGAAGUCUGAACUGACCGCUGGAUCCACCUGGCACGCUGCUGGUCUGACCACGUACUACCACCCUGGUAUCAACCUGAAGAAGGUCCAUUACCACAGCAUCAAGCUGUAUGAGAGUCUGGAGGCCGAGACAGGACAGGCGGUGGGUUUCCACCAGCCAGGCAGUAUCCGUAUCGCCUCCACCCCAGUCAGAGUGGAUGAGCUGAAGUACCAGAUGGCCAGAACCCACUGGCACCCCACACCCCAGUGGCUCAUCACCCCUGAGAAGAUCAAGGAGCUCUUCCCCCUGCUCAACAUGGACAAGGUGCUAGCCGGUCUAUAUAACCCAGGAGACGGCCAUAUUGACCCCUACUCCCUGACCAUGGCCCUGGCUGCUGGGGCCCGUAUGUAUGGAGCCCAGAUCUACAACCCAGCCCUGGUCUCUGGCCUCACACCCACCAGUGAUGGGAAGUGGGACGUCCAGACCCCACACGGGACCAUCAGAGCUAACCGCAUAGUCAACGCCACAGGUUUCUGGGCCCGGGAAGUUGGCCAGCUGAUUGGCUUUGAGCACCCCACUAUCCCUGUCCAUCACCAGUAUGUUGUCACAGCAACAGUGCCUGAGGUGAAGGCCCUAAAGACAGAGCUGCCAGUGAUCAGGGACCUGGAGGGUUCCUACUACCUCAGACAGGAAAGAGAUGGACUGCUGUUUGGACCCUACGAGAGAGAGGAGAAGAUGGUGUUGCAGGACUCCUGGGUUAAAGAUGGAGUACCACCAGGUUUUGGUAAGGAGUUGUUUGAGUCAGACCUGGACCGUAUCAUGGAUCACGUAGAAAUGGCCAUGGAGAUGGUGCCUGUGCUGAAGAUUGCAGACAUCAUCAACAUUGUGUCUGGACCAAUCACCUACACCCCUGACCUCCUUCCUAUGGUUGGACCGCACCAGGGAGCACGCAACUACUGGACCGCCAUCGGCUUCGGGUAUGGAGUGAUCCACGCCGGUGGCAUUGGGAAGUUCCUCAGUGAUUGGAUCGUGACAGGGGAACCCCCCUAUGACCUCAUUGAGUGUGACCCCAACCGGUAUGGAAAAUGGACCACUGUACCCUACAUGUGUGCCAAGGCCAGAGAGUCCUAUGGAUUCAACAAUGUGGUGGGCUACCCUAAAGAGGAGCGUUUUGCGGGCCGUCCGACACACAGGACCAGUGGUGUGUAUGAGCUGCUAAAGGGGAAGGCUUCCAUGGGAUUCCACGCUGGCUGGGAACAGCCUCACUGGUUCUAUAAGCCUGGAGACGAUGCCGGUUACAAGCCCAGUUUCAGGCGUACCAACUGGUUCGGUCCAGUGGGGAGGGAGUGUAAGCUGGUGAUGGAGAAGGUUGGGGUCGUUGACCUGACACCCUUUGGCAAGUUCAUGGUUAAAGGGAAGGAUUCUCAGAAACUGCUGGACAGACUGUUCGCCAACACUAUGCCCAAGGUGGGCCUGACUAACAUCAGCCACAUGUUGACCCCCACUGGGAGAGUCUACGCUGAGGUCACCAUUACCCAGCUCACACCUGGAGAGUUCCUCCUCAUCACAGGAUCUGGAUCAGAGCUACACGACCUCAGGUGGAUUGAGAAAGAGGCAGCAGAGGGGGCAUAUGAUGUAGACAUUUCUAACGUGACAGAGGACAUUGGGGUGUUGGGUGUGGCUGGACCAAAGGCUAGAGACGUUCUACAGAAACUCACUCAGGAGGACAUGAGCGACGCAAGCUUCAAGUUCCUCCACUGCAAACCCAUUCAACUGGCUGGCAUCAACCUCAGAGCUAUCAGGAUCUCCUACACAGGUGAGUUGGGCUGGGAGCUGUACAUUCCUCAGAAGGACAUUGCAGCGGUGUACCAGGCUAUCAUGGCAGCGGGAGAGGACGAGGGCAUCGACAACUUUGGUACCUACGCCAUGUCAUCACUACGACUGGAGAAAGGCUUCAGAGGCUGGGGUGCAGAGAUGAACUGUGACACCAACCCUCUGGAAGCUGGUCUGGACUACUUCAUCAAACUCAACAAGCCUGCAGACUUCAUCGGUAAGGCAGCGCUGCAGGAGAUCAAAGCUAAAGGUCUGAAGAGGAAGCUUUCAUACAUCACCAUGGAUACGGACGAUGUUGACCCAGAGGGCAACGAGACCAUCUGGCUCAAUGGCAAAGUGGUUGGUAACACUACAUCUGGGGCCUACAGCUACACCACCCAGCAGAGCCUGGCAUUUGCUUACCUGCCAGUGGAGCUGUGUUCUGUGGGGCAGAAGGUGGAGGUGGAGAUGUUGGGGAGGAAGUACCCUGCCAUGGUGGUCCAGGAGCCUCUGGUCCUCACAGAACCCACCAGGACCCGGCUGCAGAAGAAGGCCAAGAGCAAGGCAUAGACACUGGGGAAGGGUGGAGAACCAGCUUAGAACCAGAGUACCAGACCUGGGUUGAAAAUAGGAUGUUUUCUUUCAAAAAUUUACAGUAUGCUCCUGGUGCUAAUUUCAACCCAAACGGAAGAGCUGACACCAACCAAGCAACCACACUGUGAAGUGGACUAUGCUGGCUGACAAAGUGACUGUUAUGAAAAAGACUGAAAUGUGAUGAACGAUACUCAAAUGACACCCUAUUUCCUAUUUUGUGCACUAUAUAGGGUAUAAUUUGAGACCGAGAAGUAAAAAAAAAUGACUUCCUCUUUUCUGUUUGGUCAUCAUUUAGAUUUUUGCCCUAGCACUACACAGCUGAUUCAAAUAAUAAACGAAUCAUCAAGCUUUGAUAAUUUGAAUCAACUGUGUAGUGUUAGGGCAAAAACCUAAAUGUGCAUCCCUUGGGGUCCCGAGGACAGAGUUUGGAAAACGUUGAGCUAGAGCAACCUAGAAUGUGCCUAUAAGAGCUUAACUCUAGGUUCCAAUGUGGACCUAUGGACACAUUGGACCGUUGUCCUAUACUUGUAUUCAUCUCAGUAUUCAUAGUAUUACAUCUCAGUAUUCAUAGGUCCAAUGCAGCCAUUUUUAUCUCAAUAUCAAAUCAUUUCUGGGUAACAAUUAAGUACCUAACUGUGAUUGUUUU